AUGGACUCGGAUCGUUCGCGUUGUCAGGAGCUCUUUGGCCUCAAACUCGGCAUCGAGGUCGAAACUGUACCCAUUAUGGUGCAGGACAAUGUCAUUGUCUUCCAGAUCAAGGCGCACGAGCUUCGUACCAAGAGCAAGACUGAGCUGCUCCGCCAGCUGGACGACUACCAGCAGGAGUUGGCUCAGCUGCGCGUGUCGAAAGCCAUUGGCGGUGCUGCGUCCAAGCUGAGCAAGAUCGGCGUGGUCCGCAAGUCGAUCGCCCGCGUCCUGACGGUGUACAACCAGAACCAGAAGAUCAAGCUUCGUGCGGCGCUGCGUGGCAAGAAGUACAUCCCGCUGGACCUUCGCCGCAAGAAAACGCGCGCCAUUCGCCGUCAGCUUACGAAGCACGAGAAAUCGAUCAAGACUCCCAAGCAGUUGAAGAAAGAGGCGUACUUUCCUAAGCGUCGCUACGCGCUGAAGGCGUAA
Messenger RNA from Hyaloperonospora brassicae, 468 nucleotides. NCBI's taxonomy places the organism in Eukaryota, Oomycota, Peronosporomycetes, Peronosporales, Peronosporaceae. The record is from the annotation of a GenBank genome assembly.